This is a messenger RNA of Prorocentrum cordatum, 722 nucleotides long. NCBI's taxonomy places the organism in Eukaryota, Dinophyceae, Prorocentrales, Prorocentraceae. The record is from the annotation of a GenBank genome assembly.
GCGCGGCGGUGCCCGAGAUGGUGAAGCUGAAGCUCGAGCGCAACGCGGCGCUGGCGGAGGAGAAGCAGAAGGCCGCCGCGGUGAAGAAGGUGGAGAGGGCCUCGCGCCGCCACGACCUGAAGAUGCGGACGCUGAAGUACGAGAAGGAGUACGCCACGCACACGCGCAAGCUGGUGGCCCUGCGCCGCCAGGCGAAGUCGGCGGGCAACUUCUUCGUGGAGCCCGAGGCCAAGCUGCUCUUCGUGGUCCGCAUCGUCGGGAUCAUUAAGCUCAGCCCGAAGCCACGCAAGGUCCUCCAGCUGCUGCGGCUGAAGCAGCUCCACAACGGCGUAUUCUUGAAGGUCAACAAGCCCAUUCUGAACAUGUUGAAGCUCGUGCAGCCGUACGUGACCUACGGCUACCCGACCUUGAAAACGGUCCGCGAACUCAUCUACAAGCGCGGCUUCGGCAAGGUUAACAAGCAGCGGAUCCCGCUGUCGGACAACGAAGUCAUCUCUGGCACCGUCGGAGAUCACGGCAUCCACGGCGUGGAGGACCUGAUCCAUGAGAUUUAUUCUGUCGGCCCAGCAUUCAAGCAGGUCUCGAAUUUCCUCUGGCCCUUCAAGCUGUCCGCACCAAAGGGCGGCUUCGAGAAGAAGCGCCACGGCUUCUGCGAGCAGCGCGGCGGCGCGUGGGGCAAUCGGGAGGACCUCAUCAACGAGCUCGUGUCGCGGAUGAACUGA